Molecule: messenger RNA, 207 nt
Organism: Clunio marinus
Lineage: Eukaryota; Metazoa; Arthropoda; Insecta; Diptera; Chironomidae
Source: the annotation of a GenBank genome assembly
AUGAGGUUCAAUAUCAGUAUCAGUAUCUGGGCCAAUAUCGUUGAUGAGAAGACGACGAACGACAACAACAAGAGUAGAGAAAAAAUUAAUAAAAUAUUCAAGACAAUUUAUUGCUGUGAAAGCUUUGCUUAUUUUUUUUACGAUUGUUUGGGGUGCAGUUGUGCAAUAAAAUCAACGUUAAAUAUACCAAGAGCUUGUAAAGCUUAA